Messenger RNA from Penicillium verhagenii, 2058 nucleotides. RefSeq names its product exocyst subunit EXO84. The coding region runs from base 1 to 2058 and encodes 685 amino acids. The record is from RefSeq and is a predicted model, not a curated record. The transcript is spliced from 3 exons. NCBI's taxonomy places the organism in Eukaryota, Fungi, Ascomycota, Eurotiomycetes, Eurotiales, Aspergillaceae. Gene Ontology annotation, cellular component: exocyst. Gene Ontology annotation, biological process: exocytosis; Golgi to plasma membrane transport; intracellular protein localization.
AUGGAAGGCCGAGGAUUAACUCUGCGGAGUAAAUCUCGUCGUCAGCGUCCUCAAAUCAGUGCUCCGAAACCCAUCUCCAGUCCCUUACCGCCAAAUACCAGAGCACCCGAUGCCGGCCCAAACACCAUCCCCGCAAGCAAGGACCGAGCUCCCCAGAGUGAUGCCACCGCCGAUUUGGUAAAAAGACGCUACUCCACCCGAUUCAAUAACCCGGGCGACAUUGAUACCAGUGCACCUCCUGUCCCCUCGCUUCCCCCGCCGGUGCCCGGGGGUGGAUAUGGUGGGCUACCGUCAACCACUGCUCAGAGGCAGCCAUCACCGGCGGAUGGCGCCCCCUCAUCAUCACUCAGAGUGGAUUUGAACGUUCUUCGGGAUCCUAGUCUACCGGUAGAGCGAUAUGUGGCCAAUCUUCUUGCGAACGCGUCCGAGGAGGAAAUCCAAAAAUACCAAGAAAGCCUUCGCAAAGUCAAAAACCGAACCUCGACCGACCUCCAGCAGAAUGUCUACCAGAACCGCACACAGUUUAUCAAAAUCAGCAAAGAGGCUGAGAAACUCAAGGACGAGAUGCGGACCCUGCGGACCCUCAUGGCUGAACUGACCAAUGCGCUCGGACAGACGACCGUAGGAAACAGUCCAAAUCCUAUGUCGCCAGUCGACGACCAGUUCCCGAAACGGAGCUCGAAUCGCAGCUCCGUCGCCAACCUGGAAAGCAUGUGGAGUGUGCAGUUGCAGGCAUUAUGGAAAAGCGUGGAGGGCUCACAGAAAUUCCUCCCGGCUGUACCCGGGCGACACAUUGUGUUGGAAACAGGUCACUGGGCGGAGCUGGACUCGGCCACUUGGAAGCCAAAGCGACCGGUACAUAUCGUCUUGUUGAACGACCAUUUGUUGGUGGCCGCCAAGAAGCGCAAGCGUGUGGACCAAAAUCAACCCGCUCACCGUGGACCGGUCCCUACUAAACUGGUUGCGGAAGAGUGUUGGCCACUACAAGACAUCGAUAUCAUUGACUUGGCAACAAAUCUGGGAACUGGCGCGGCGCGAGCGGAGGCUUUGGAUCGCGGCAUUGCCAAUGCAAUCAGUAUCCGCGUAGGGUCUAAGCCAUUUACCUAUCGCCAAGACAAACGCGAUACAUCCACCAAAAACGAACUGCUCGCGACCUUUCGCAAAACAGUGGAGGAUCUCCGACGGAACUUGCGCUCAGAAACCGAAGCCGCAAGCAAACCUCUGGAGUCUUAUGGAUACCUCACCGGACGACACACCUCGUACCCUCAAAAAGCCGAUCAGUUUGAGUUGACGGAUAGCCCACGCGACAAAUCAGAUGUGCGCAUUGAUGUGGAUGGCAAGCAACAGAACCUUCGCUGGGUGGAGGGACAAAUCGACGAGCUUGACAUUGACAUCGCGCUGCAGCGAUUCGAGGCUGCAGUGUCCAGCAUCGAACGACUUCGAAAGCUGGCCAAGGGACUGAAAGGAAAUGCCAUGGCCCAGGACGUGAUUAAUGUGAAGAUUGAUGGACGAGCAACUCGACUCGCUGGGAUACUCUCCCGUGCACUGGUCGACACCCACUCAUUUCCUACGGCGACCAAGACUAAUGUCACUUGGCUAAGUCGUUUAGGAUUCGAGGAUCAGGCCCGUGAGACCUAUCUGAGGGCUCGAACUGAUAUUAUCGCCAAGCGCAUUCGGGCUUGCGUGUUUGAGGGUGACCUCCCUCUCUAUAUCUUCCAAAUCUCAUACGUCUACUUCAGUCUCAUCAAGAACACGGUCGGCAUCUACCAGAAGUGCUUCCCCAGCUCAAUGUCCAGCUCCUCUAUCCGCUGGGCCAAGCAACAUCUGGAUGGCUUCAACGCCUUGCUCAGUCGCCAGCUUAGUAGUGUGCAACGAGGCACAUCGAUAUGGGAUAAGUGUCUGGAUAUCGUGCACGAGCAUGCGGCACAUUUGAAUAGCGUGGGCAUUGACUUUACAGACUUGGUUGCACAAGGACUAGAGGAUCCCAGUGAGACUGGUGGUCCACGGGCUAUUCAGCCUGGUGAACUUGCCGCGCCAUCCACCCUGGCCAAUCUAUAG